Xenopus laevis (African clawed frog) is the source of this 1670-nucleotide messenger RNA. RefSeq names its product doublesex and mab-3 related transcription factor 1 L homeolog (gene dmrt1.L). Lineage: Eukaryota; Metazoa; Chordata; Amphibia; Anura; Pipidae. Gene Ontology annotation, biological process: regulation of DNA-templated transcription; regulation of transcription by RNA polymerase II; sex differentiation. Gene Ontology annotation, cellular component: nucleus. Gene Ontology annotation, molecular function: DNA-binding transcription factor activity, RNA polymerase II-specific; RNA polymerase II cis-regulatory region sequence-specific DNA binding; sequence-specific DNA binding. The record is from RefSeq and is marked provisional.
ACAGUGGCGCAGUGGAGAUUGAUGAGGAUUCUGUUAUGAAGUCAGUGAAAAAAGUCACGUUCACGCCAUCACCCAGUAAGGCAGGAGACAAAAACAAAUUUUCAAAAGUGUCGAGGAAUUGCUUUGAAAUACAGAGAAUGCAAAACAAUGAGGAACCAUAUAGCAAGACCCGUAACUCCGGGCAGCACCCAUCAGGAGUUCAUACAAAGAAGUCUCCACGGUUACCUAAGUGUGCCCGAUGCAGAAAUCAUGGAUAUGCUUCUCCCCUGAAGGGACACAAGCGCUACUGUAUGUGGAGGGAUUGCCAGUGCAAAAAGUGCAGUCUAAUAGCAGAGAGACAACGGGUUAUGGCGGCACAGGUUGCAUUGCGAAGACAGCAAGCCCAGGAAGAGGAGCUGGGAAUAAGCCAUCCAAUCCAUUUGCCCAUUGCAGCUGAGUUGCUGAUAAAAAAGGAGCAUGGUGGUAGCAGCUCUUGCUUGAUGCUGGAAAACAGUUCUACACAGACAACCAGCACACCCACUUCAGGUUCCACAGCCAGUUCAGAAGGCAAGGUGUUAAUUCAAGAAAUCCCUUCCAUCACCAGCAGAGGGCAUAUGGAGAGCACAUCUGAUUUGGUUAUGGACUCCCCUUACUACAGUAACUUCUACCAACCUCCACUUUAUCCGUACUACAACAACCUGUACAAUUACCCUCCAUACCAAAUGGCUAUGGCUGCUGAAUCUACCAGUGGCAAUGAUAUGGGAGGAAUAAGCGGGCCGCCACUAAAAAAUAAUCACAGAAACCAUCCAGCUGCUUAUGUCCCUAGCCAGUCAGGAAAUCAGUGGCAGAUGAAGAAUAGAGAGAAUCGUUUCCCAGGUCACAGCGGAAGCUCACAAUUUCGGAUGCAUUCCUACUAUCCCCCUUAUUUGGGACAGAGUGUACCAAACCCAGCUUGUGUCCCACCAUUCCUCACUUUUGAAGAGAUUCCAUCUUAUUCUGAGGCAAAGGCAAGUGUGCUUUCUCCACCCAGCAGCCAGGAUUCUGGAGUUAUUUCCCUGUCCAGCAACUCCCCGGUUAGCAAUGAGAGUACAAAAGCUGUAGCAGAACAGGAGCCCAAUUCUGAGUCUUCCUUAUUUACUGUCACCACCGCUGCUGAAAAUGGAGAAUAGAAAGAUCUUGGUGGUCAGUCUGACACAGGAAACAUCUUUACCCACCACAUUACAUAUGCCAGGUGGAUUUACUGUAAGAUUGUAUGUUAACACAAGAUUGGUUUUAAUAAUUUGGAUAUGCAUUAGAGGUCAAGCAGUUUACCAUUCUGCUUUUAUUCAAUAUGUAGGUGCUUGGUUUUGUUAAUCAGUUGCUGUUUUCUCUGAACUCAAAGAGGAAGUUUGGUUGCCUUAUUUACUAAAAGCUUAAUGUUGAAGUUAUUCAAAAUGAAACACUUGUUUCCAAUAAGCCUUUUAAAGUCUUAACAGGGCAAAUGAUGUAAGCAUCAACUUGUGAUCAAGUUAUCUAACAGAUUUAUAAGGCAACAUUUGACGCCGGACUGUGAUAACUCAUGUGUCCAAACUUUUAGAUCCUGUAUACAUAUAUUCUUUGUGUUAGCAGUGGUUCAUGUAUAAAUAUUUGGUAGAGCUGUGAUCAAGUAAAGGUUUAAUAUUGUGUCCCAAACCAAACAAUUGUAUCAAGGC